GGAAAGGCGGGCGGGCUCGGCUGCAAACCCCACUAGCCAGUGUCAGCCUCUCGGCGGGAGGAGGCGGCGGCGGAGGAGGAGCAGGGGGAGGGCUGUCAAAUUCGGGAGCCAGAUUUUUUUCCCUUCCCCUGGCAAUCCCUUCCGCUUCCCCGGCUCCCGGCGUGACAUCUGCGGGCCGGGAACCUGCAUGUGUGUGCGCGCGAAGGAGCGGAAGAAUGGCAGUGCUCAAACUCACCGACCAGCCACCAUUGGUUCAGGCAAUCUUCAAUGGUGAUCCAGAGGAGAUCCGGAUGCUCAUCCAUAAAACUGAAGAUGUGAAUACUCUGGAUUCUGAGAAACGAACCCCUCUUCACGUGGCCGCAUUUCUGGGAGAUGCAGAGAUCAUUGAACUCCUGAUUUUGUCAGGAGCUCGUGUAAAUGCCAAGGACAACAUGUGGCUGACUCCACUGCACCGGGCUGUUGCUUCCAGAAGCGAAGAAGCAGUACAGGUUUUGAUUAAGCACUCAGCUGAUGUCAAUGCAAGGGACAAGAACUGGCAGACCCCUCUUCAUGUGGCAGCAGCCAACAAGGCUGUCAAGUGUGCAGAAGUGAUCAUUCCCCUGCUGAGCAGUGUCAAUGUCUCCGACCGAGGGGGGCGCACAGCCUUGCACCAUGCGGCUCUGAAUGGCCACGUGGAGAUGGUCAAUUUACUCUUGGCCAAAGGGGCAAAUAUCAAUGCAUUUGACAAGAAGGACCGGCGUGCUCUGCACUGGGCAGCAUACAUGGGCCACUUGGAUGUUGUAGCAUUGCUCAUUAACCAUGGCGCAGAAGUGACCUGUAAGGAUAAGAAGGGUUAUACCCCUCUGCAUGCUGCAGCCUCCAAUGGACAGAUUAAUGUUGUCAAGCAUCUCCUGAACCUGGGGGUGGAGAUUGAUGAAAUCAAUGUCUAUGGAAAUACAGCGCUUCACAUCGCCUGCUACAAUGGACAGGAUGCUGUGGUUAACGAGUUGAUUGACUACGGUGCUAAUGUGAACCAGCCAAACAAUAAUGGGUUCACCCCUUUGCAUUUUGCUGCUGCCUCCACUCAUGGUGCUUUGUGUCUUGAAUUGUUAGUAAACAACGGGGCAGAUGUUAACAUUCAGAGUAAAGAUGGCAAAAGUCCACUGCACAUGACAGCUGUCCAUGGAAGGUUCACACGGUCACAGACCCUCAUUCAGAAUGGAGGUGAAAUUGACUGUGUGGAUAAGGACGGCAACACUCCUCUCCAUGUGGCUGCAAGAUAUGGUCAUGAGCUUUUGAUUAACACCUUAAUAACCAGCGGAGCUGACACAGCCAAGUGUGGAAUCCAUAGCAUGUUCCCUUUACAUUUAGCUGCCCUAAAUGCUCACUCUGACUGCUGCAGAAAGUUGUUAUCAUCGGGCUUUGAAAUAGACACCCCAGAUAAAUUUGGAAGAACGUGCCUUCAUGCUGCUGCUGCAGGAGGUAAUGUGGAAUGUAUAAAACUCUUGCAGAGCAGCGGAGCAGAUUUCCAUAAAAAGGACAAGUGUGGGAGGACCCCUUUGCACUAUGCAGCUGCGAAUUGUCAUUUCCACUGUAUUGAGACAUUAGUGACCACAGGGGCCAACGUUAAUGAAACAGAUGACUGGGGACGCACAGCUUUGCAUUAUGCCGCUGCAUCAGACAUGGAUAGAAAUAAGACUAUCUUAGGAAAUGCCCAUGAAAAUUCAGAAGAACUUGAAAGAGCCAGGGAGCUGAAGGAAAAGGAAGCCACACUAUGUCUAGAGUUUCUGCUUCAAAAUGAUGCAAAUCCGUCUAUCCGGGACAAGGAAGGUUACAAUAGCGUACAUUAUGCUGCCGCCUAUGGGCACAGGCAGUGUCUGGAAUUGCUGUUGGAAAGAACAAACAGUGGAUUUGAAGAAUCAGAUUCUGGUGCUACUAAGAGUCCACUCCACUUAGCUGCCUACAAUGGGCACCAUCAAGCCUUGGAAGUCCUUCUGCAGUCGCUGGUGGACCUGGACAUCAGGGAUGAGAAAGGCCGCACUGCUCUGGAUCUGGCUGCCUUUAAAGGACACACAGAAUGUGUGGAAGCGCUUAUCAAUCAGGGUGCAUCCAUAUUUGUGAAAGACAAUGUAACCAAAAGAACCCCACUUCAUGCCUCAGUAAUUAAUGGUCACACACUGUGUUUAAGGCUGUUGCUAGAAAUUGCAGACAACCCGGAGGCGGUCGAUGUGAAAGAUGCCAAAGGACAAACACCACUGAUGCUUGCAGUAGCAUAUGGACAUAUUGAUGCUGUUUCAUUGUUACUUGAAAAGGAAGCCAACGUAGACACUGUUGACAUCCUAGGAUGCACAGCUUUACACAGAGGGAUUAUGACAGGACACGAGGAAUGUGUGCAAAUGCUGCUGGAACAAGAAGUGUCAAUUCUCUGUAAAGAUUCCAGAGGGAGGACGCCCUUGCACUAUGCAGCUGCUCGUGGCCACGCCACGUGGCUGAGCGAGCUGCUCCAAAUGGCUCUUUCUGAGGAGGACUGUUGUUUCAAAGAUAACCAAGGCUACACGCCGUUGCACUGGGCUUGUUACAAUGGUAAUGAAAACUGUAUAGAGGUACUUUUGGAGCAAAAAUGUUUUCGCAAAUUUAUCGGUAAUCCCUUUACUCCACUGCACUGUGCAAUAAUCAAUGAUCAUGGGAAUUGUGCAUCAUUGCUGCUUGGGGCCAUAGAUUCCAGUAUCGUCAGUUGUAGAGACGACAAAGGCAGGACACCCCUUCAUGCGGCAGCAUUUGCUGAUCAUGUGGAGUGCUUGCAGCUUCUUCUGAGACACAAUGCUCCAGUGAACGCAGUAGAUAAUUCAGGGAAAACAGCACUGAUGAUGGCUGCUGAGAAUGGGCAGGCAGGCACUGUGGAUAUUUUGGUGAACAGUGCCCAGGCUGAUCUGACUGUAAAGGAUAAGGACUUGAAUACACCCUUACAUUUGGCUUGUAGUAAAGGUCAUGAAAAAUGUGCCUUGUUAAUACUUGACAAGAUACAAGACGAGAGCCUUAUUAAUGCAAAAAAUAAUGCACUGCAGACACCCCUCCACGUCGCUGCGCGCAAUGGCUUAAAGGUGGUAGUUGAGGAGUUGCUGGCCAAAGGGGCCUGUGUACUUGCUGUAGAUGAAAAUGGUAUUGGAAUUAGCAGCUCAUGCCUAUUUCUCAGAAGUAAGCAGCCAUACUGAUAUCAUUAGCUAACUCUUACUAGUUUUGAUUUUGCAGCCCCAUAUAUCCUAGCAUGUACCCUGCUCUGUCCCCCACUUGACUCAUCUAGGAAGUGCAGAAAGUUCCCUAUUACUCCAUUUCCUUGGUCUUCCCGCCUCAUCUUCCCUCACUCUCUUAACACUACUGUAGACUUAGGGUUGGCCUGCAGAGGCCCACAGUUUUUCUCCAAAAUGGUCAAAGAGAAUAGAAUAAAUUAGUUUUGCUUUUCCUGGUGUAAACUGCUGCAUUGAAGGUUUGUUCAGCUGAUAGUGACCUUAGGAACAAGAGCCCUGGGUUGGUGCGUACCUGCAUCCCAAAGGCCUGGGAACGUUUGGGGCAAUUUUAUAUAGCAGUACAACCAUAAUUCCUUUACUCAUCACUGACUUUCGUGAAAUGGAAUGUUAAACUACCUGUUCAUUCUUAUUUGUUUUCAUACCAGAAAAAGGAAUGAUGUCCUAAAGGGCAGGGUGGGGAGAGCAGGUCGAGUGAUGAUAAACAAAACAACAAAACGUUAAGUUUCAUUGAGCCAUUCCUCUGAAUUACUGAGCAAGUGCCCUACUCACUGUGUAGUGGAAACUUUGGCCAGCUGAGAAGGCAGCUAACCCUUUUCAGGCCAGUAGAAUAAAAGUUGGAUAAGGAAAUAAUCAAGUCAAAGACUUAAUCUACCUCCCCAAGGAACCAGAUAAGACAGUUUUCUUAUCUGGAUUGGAUCCCUUGAAUCUAAAUGAGAAUAACAUGGUUCAAUUAUGACAAGCAUAGUAAUUUUCUCACAUCCAUUACAUUUUAGAUUUGAGACUUUGGUUGGUGAGUAGCCAUUUUUAAAUAUUCUGUUAGGCCAGGUGUGAUGGCGCACACCUAUAAUCCCAGGACUUUGGGAAGCCAAGGUGGGAGGAUCGCUUGAGCCCAGGAGUUUGAGAACAACCUGGGAAGCAUAGCAAGACCUUGACUCAAAAAAAAAAAAAGAAAAAGAAAAAAUCAGCUGGUAGUAGUGGCACACACCUACAGUCCCAGCUACUCGGGAGGCUGAGGUGGGAGGAUUGCUUGAGCCUGGAAGACAAGGCUGUAGUGAGAUAAAGGCCCAUGCCACUACAAUUCAGCCUGGGCGACAGAGUGAAACCCUGUCAAAAAAAAAAAAAUUUGUUAAAUUUCUCCUAAAUGAUUGUACAUUUUUAAUCACAAACGACCAGUGCUUUCCUGUCUCUGAUCUACUGAAAUGAUUCCAUUUUUCUAAAACCAGUUAUUGGUGUCUACUUUCUGUGAAGCAUAUAUAAAGUGACAAAACUUCAUUACUCACUUUUGCAGUCAUCUAAUUUUCAAUAUCUUUUCUAAUUGGACACACAAUUACCUAACAAUGGAAAGUCAUUGUUCUCAGAAUGAGAGUCCUUCUCAGGCCCAGGCCUGAGGCUCAUGGUAUGUGUGUGCUCUCAGGCGGAAACAUCUUCCUGAUUGUCCUGUUGCUGUUUAUUGUGGAAUUGUGUCCCACACCCACCCGGAAACAUCUUCCUGAUUGUCCUGUUGCUGUUUAUUGUGGAAUUGUGUCCCACACCCACCCCCUCGUGUUUGUGUUCACUAAAUGAAGGCUGGAAUCCUGCCUAACUUUGGAUAAUAUCGUGCUUGUCAUAGUCAUAUGAGCUGAAAACAAAAAUAAAAAGCCCUCCAUAAAAUGUCUCCCCCUCCCUCCCCCUCUAGCCUCACCCCUAGCAUGACUUGUAAGAAGUAACUCCUCGUUUUACCUGGCAUGAUUUCUAACUCAACAUACAUCUCUGCCUGUGAGAUCAUCCGAGAUGUACUGUGGAAUGCUCGUGCCUCCUCUAGACUCCCCAGGACUAACCACUGCCUUGUCUGCAUUUACGCCCAGGUCAUACCCCGGCCCUGGCUUGCGCUCCUAACAAAGACGUGGCUGACUGCCUGGCCCUCAUUUUGGCUACCAUGAUGCCUUUUUCUCCUUCCAGUACAAUGACGGCUGUCAACUUCGUUUGUUUAAAAAAAGACAGUUUGAGCAGGACGACCCUCUCCAAUCUGGGUAGCAUGGUUAGCCUGUGCAGUAACAACGUAGGCUCGGAGGAUGGGUACAAUGAAAAUGAUUCUGAUUCGGAAACGUUUUGACUUUGGACUGUAGAAGCUUUUCUUUGAUCACCUGUGUUGGAGGAAAGGAAAGAAGCUUGAAUUCCAGGUUUAUGUUGUAUUCAAGUAUAAUUUGGGGCCUGGGCUUCCAGAAGCUAGUAGAGAAGGAAUUAAUCGAGGGAGGGCAGUGAGGCUGUUGGGUGGAACAGUCACACAGAUGGCCCCAGUUUUGUUUUGUUUCACAUUUUCUUUAAAUCUAAGAUACUUCUGUGAAAGUCUACCUCUCAUUUUAAGUAAAGAAUAAAAGAUGUAUUUAAUUCCUGUUCUUUGGGGAUAAUGCAACAGAGAGGCAGCUCUUCACUAUGAAUAAUUUUUCUUUUCAUGUAUUUAGCAGUGAGUUCUCAGAAGUAUAUCAGUGUGACAUUCAUGUCCCCUGGGAGGGAAGGGAAGAGGCAGAUAGGAAAUGCCUCAAACUUCUUCUCACUUUGAUGUUUACUUCCUCACUAGAAGCCAAAGGUAAAGGUGUUCAUCUUCAAAAAUAAUGCCUGUAAUAAUCUUUUUAGAGAGUCCAACUAUUUAUAUCCUCUCUGUAGUAAGCAUUUAAAUAUCCAGAACUUCUUUCUGAGGAUCUCUGUUAAAGUUGCCAGAUGAAUUGAAAAAUUGAAGUUGCUUUUUUUGUUUCACACAGUGUUCCCUAUAACAAGCCUGUGACUAAUUUUCACUUAAGUGAUUGAACCCAAAUUUAUCUAAUAACAUUUCAGGUGAAAAUUAUAUUGCACCAAAACUUUUGACACAAUAUGCAAAAUUAGUAUGAAACUACCCUUUGUUAAUUUACUCUUAAAUCAAAAUACUAACUUUUAAAAAACAUCAGAAUCAUCAGCAUUGUUCGUCAGUAGUAAAAUGAGCUUCUCAGUCAAGGUCAUGUCAAGUGAGUGAAAAGUGUGACUGCAAAAAGGAACAAAAAAAGUGAAAGCAGAAAGUAGAAAUGGGUGAUUUAGCAUGUAAAACUGAUUGCCACUUGCUUGAUGAUGAAAUCAACGUAGUGAAUACUGUGUCUGCUCCCUUUGCCAAAGCUUCUAGGUCAAAUGGACCCCGUUCCACACCUGGAACCGCUGUACAAAAAGAAGAAUGAUACUCUUUAAAAAUUAUGCACAUACACAUGCACACAUAUAUGUGUGCGUGUAUAUAUAUAUGUGUGUGUGUGUGUAUGUAGUUCAUCAGCCAGCUACACAUGAGGACCAAAAUGCUUCAGUCUAAAAUGGAAGAUACACAUUUUUUUCCUUCAAAAUGCAAAUGAGAACUGAAGUAGCUUUUUUAUGGAGUUAAAUGUAAUCUUUCUGUGUACCAGUCUUUGUUGUAUUUUAUAUUUGUUAGGACACAGAUUUCUAGUUGACCACUUAACAUUUGUAACUGAUGAUGCGUUGACCUUUUUUUUUUUUUUUUUUU
Pongo pygmaeus (Bornean orangutan) is the source of this 6720-nucleotide messenger RNA. It is a transcript of the gene ANKRD44, whose product is annotated as ankyrin repeat domain 44. Gene Ontology annotation, molecular function: protein binding. The transcript has 28 exons. The record is from RefSeq and is a predicted model, not a curated record. Lineage: Eukaryota; Metazoa; Chordata; Mammalia; Primates; Hominidae. Bases 216 to 3191 code for a protein of 991 amino acids.